AUGGCUGCACAACCGCUGGACGUGGCGCUGGACCUGCUGCGGCGCUUGCCGCCGUCGAACAUUGUCUCGAACCUGUCGACACUUGUCUCGCUCUUUCCGCACCUCGCCGAUGAUCUGUACUCGUCGGUGGACCAGCCGCUGCAAGUUCGUGUCGACAGCUCGCCCGAGGGUAAGGGGCGCGAGUACCUGAUCUGCGACUACAACCGGGAUGGGGACAGCUGGCGCAGUCACUGGAGUAACCUGUACGACCCACCGCUCAAGGGUGGCGAAGAGGGCGCCACGCCGAGCAAGGAGCUGAGGCAGAUGGAGGUCAAGGCGAACGAGGCAUUCGACACAUACCGACAGUUAUACUUUGAAGGCGGUCUCUCGUCGGUCUACCUGUGGGACCUCGACGUAGGGUUCGCGGGCGUGGUGCUGAUCAAGAGGGAAUUUUCCGGUGCAUCCAGCGCCUCGUGGAGCGCGAUUCACAUUGUUGAGGUCGUGCCCGACUCGGCUAGCAGCAAGACAUUUUCGUAUAAGCUCACAUCGACGGUCAUGUUGCGCCUCGAGCGCAGCGCUGGCAGCGCCGAAAGCAAGCUCGGCAGCAUUGACCUUGGCGGCAGCCUGACGAGGCAGGCAGAGCAGAACAGCCAGGCGGCCGACGCCGACGCGCAUAUUGUCAACAUUGGCAAGAUGGUGGAGUCGCUCGAGAGCUCGAUACGGAACAACAUUCAGGAAAUCUACUUUGGCAAGACACGCGACAUUGUCGGCAUGCUCCGCAGCAUCGACAACCUCGAGGAGGCGCGCAAGGCGGACAAUCUGCGGCGAGAACUGAUGGCAAAGAUGCGGCGGCCAUGA
Tilletiaria anomala UBC 951 is the source of this 837-nucleotide messenger RNA. RefSeq names its product putative F-actin capping protein. Gene Ontology annotation, molecular function: actin filament binding. The coding region runs from base 1 to 837 and encodes 278 amino acids. The record is from RefSeq and is a predicted model, not a curated record. Gene Ontology annotation, cellular component: cytoplasm; F-actin capping protein complex. The transcript has 3 exons. NCBI's taxonomy places the organism in Eukaryota, Fungi, Basidiomycota, Exobasidiomycetes, Georgefischeriales, Tilletiariaceae. Gene Ontology annotation, biological process: cell morphogenesis; barbed-end actin filament capping; actin cytoskeleton organization.